Molecule: messenger RNA, 2137 nt
Organism: Closterium sp. NIES-67
Lineage: Eukaryota; Viridiplantae; Streptophyta; Zygnematophyceae; Desmidiales; Closteriaceae
Source: the annotation of a GenBank genome assembly
CGAGGUCUCUUUGACAGACAAGCACUAGUAGUUCCUCUCGUGUCUAACACGUUUCUCCAGUGCUAUUUUCUCGUCAAACCGCGCACUCAGGCCAUCUACCGCGCACAUCUAAAAUCUGGCAUAGUCAGACGCUUAUCGGUAUACUUGAGCAGCUCUUUUGAGUGGCGGGUUGGCACUUUUGUCGGUUCGGCGUUAGAUUCGGAUCGGCGUUAGAUUCGUAUCGGCGUUAGAUUCGUAUCGGCGUUAGAUUCGUAUCGGCGUUAGAUUCGGAUCGGCUCGAGCUCCGGACUGGCUCUAGCUUCAAACCGGCUCUAGCUUCGGAUUGGUUUCGACCCUUAUACAACCCUUGCAUCCGAGCCGUCCAUUUGAUCGUUGCAUUCGAGCAUCGUGCGGUCGCCAUGAGAUCCAACAUCGCAACAGAGGCAAGCAUAGGCACGCGCAUUCACCAGUGGUGGCUGGCCGUGCCGCUGGUAACGGCCUCUGUCUUCGCCGUCUGUGUGGCUGUGUUCGCGGCUGACCUGCUGGUGGGCUACGACAGCUUUAGGGAGGUCUGCUUCGCACCCGCACUGAGCGUGGUGCACUGGCAAGUCUACCGCGCCCUGACUUCCAUCGUCUUCCACAAGGGACUCCUCCACAUCGCUCUCAACCUCUCCACACUCCUCCCCCUCGCCGCCCCUCUCGAGCGCCACCUGGGCUCGCUGCGUCUCCUGCACGCCCUCCUCCUCUUCGCCCUCCUCAAUGCAGCUAUUCAUUCUCUUUUAGCAUUUUUCCCAGGAGUGCUGCUGGGUUGGUGGCGGUGGUGGGGUGGGGAGUGCUGCAUCGGCUUCUCCGGCGUGCUCUUUGCGCUCAUUGUGCUGGAUUUACACGUUGGAGGGGGCAGUCACAGGAGUAUCUUCGGCUUCUUCACGGUGUCAACCGCCUGGUACCCCUGGGUGCUCCUCGUGCUAUUCCAACUCCUCCUCCCCUCCGCCUCUCUGCUGGGUCACCUCAGUGGCGUGCUCUCAGGCCUAGCAUACGUGCGUGGCUCCCUCUCUAUAGUCACACCCUCUUCAGCCACUCUGAAUUUCCUGGAGUCAUCGCGAUUCUUAGCACCGAUAGUUCGCCGGCCAGGGUUCAUUGCUGGGGGACAUCCAAUUAGCGCUGCUGCCUUCACCAGCCUAGGGGACCUCUCGUCCCUUCGGCCGGCAAGCAUCAGCCAAUCCCUGCACGCCACGUGGCGCAGCAUGCAGGCAUCCGUGGCUCGUAUGCAGGAGAGAUGGCGGUCUGUGGCUGCAGCAGUGCAGCAGCAGCAGGAGCAGCAGAGACUACUCCAGCAACAACAGCAGCAGCAGCAGCAGCAGCAGGGAUCGCAUAACCAAAGGGUAUACAGCCAGGGGCCCCUCUCGAAUGUCCACUCGCUCUCAGCAGGGGCUCCUGUGGGUUCGGCUAAUCCGCAGGCUUCAUUUCAGGCACAAGGGUGGGGGCAGAGUGCUGGUCAAGGGGGCAUGCAAGCUGCAGCGACUGCUGCAGACCCGCGAUUCCCUGGACGGGGGCGGACAUUAGCAGACUCUGCAGCACCAGGGGAGCCACCCUUAGCAGGGACAGCUACUGUAGGGCCCUUUUCAGGACCCCCGCUACAGGCACUCCCACUACAAGCACAAGGACUGGCAGGAGCAGCAGCAGCAAGAGAGAGUGUGGGGGUGGCAGUGAUAGCGUCUCACGAUGCGCCCAACUACCCUCUGCCCAACGCUGCUGCUGCCUCUGCCAGUGCUGCUGCCGCCGCUGCUGCCAUGGGAAGGGCGACAUUACUCUCGAGCGGCUGGGCACAUUCUGAACCUCAACUGAGUCAGAACCAGCAGGCCCACCUCUCAGGCCACCCCGAGCUGCCUGCCACCUCAACCCGCAGUGCUAGUUAUGCCGACUCGCAUAAUGCCACUGACAGAGCAGCAGCUGUGCAGCAGCUAUGCGACAUGGGCUUCACCCAGUUGUCGGCUGAAGAAGCGUUGAGUGCUACAAAUGGUGAUCUUUCACUUGCAGUUGAAUUGUUGACAGAACAAGUAUAGGCUCUGUACCAAUGGGUGACACUAGUGCAUAUGGCCAUCACCUAUGUUGAUGUAUAAUCUCACAAGCCUUUUUUAAAGAAAUGUUGGCCCGUUAU